Messenger RNA from Crotalus tigris (Tiger rattlesnake), 5211 nucleotides. RefSeq names its product MAX dimerization protein 1 (gene MXD1). Gene Ontology annotation, molecular function: protein dimerization activity; DNA-binding transcription factor activity, RNA polymerase II-specific; RNA polymerase II cis-regulatory region sequence-specific DNA binding. The transcript is spliced from 6 exons. Lineage: Eukaryota; Metazoa; Chordata; Lepidosauria; Squamata; Viperidae. Gene Ontology annotation, biological process: negative regulation of transcription by RNA polymerase II. Bases 139 to 819 code for a protein of 226 amino acids. The record is from RefSeq and is a predicted model, not a curated record.
AGGGGAGGGCUUGGCUGCGCCGAGUCUGUCAGGCUGAGGUGGGGUAAACACAGACGGGCGCUGGGACGGCGGCGGCGGCGGCGUAGUGGAGAAACGAAGACGAGCCGGCCAGCCCGUCGCGGCGACGCGGGGCGCAAAAUGGCGGGUGCCGCGCAGGUGUGCGAGAACAUCCAGAUGCUGCUGGAGGCGGCCGAGUUCCUGGAGCGCCGCGAGCGAGAAGCCGAGCACGGCUACGCUUCCCUGCUGCCCUACAGCACGAAGGAGAGGGAGGCCUCGAAGAGGAGGAGCAGAGCCAAGAAAGGCGGCGGCGGCGGCGGCAGCAGAUCAACACAUAAUGAAAUGGAGAAGAAUAGGCGUGCUCAUCUGCGAUUGUGUCUGGAGAAGCUUAAAGGGCUGGUGCCUCUUGGGCCAGAAUCCAGUAGACAUACUACAUUGAGUUUACUAACAAAAGCUAAAUUGCACAUAAAGAAACUUGAAGAUUAUGACAGAAAAGCAAUACACCAAAUAGAUCAGUUGCAACGAGAGCAGCGGCAUCUGAAAAGGCAGCUGGAGAAACUGGGUAUUGAGCGUAUACGAAUGGACAGUAUAGGAUCAACGGUUUCUUCUGAACGGUCAGAUUCAGACAGAGAAGAAAUUGAUGUGGACGUGGAAAGCACAGACUAUCUCACAGGGGACCUCGACUGGAGCAGCAGCAGCAGCCCCAGUGAUUCAGAUGAGAGGGGCAGCUUGCAAAGUAUCUGCAGUGAUGAGGGUUAUUCAAGUGCCGGCAUUAAGAGAAUAAAGCUGCAGAACAAUCUUAAGGCCUGCCUCAGCCUAUAAGGAGCCAGUAGCGUCCCCUCCCUUGCCCCUUCCACUGCUGUUUCCUUCUUGGAUUUUGCUAGGUAGUAUGUUGGACCGCUCCACAAUUCUCUUGCACGUAAACUUCUUGUACCAUCAACAUUACCAAAAUCUGCUUUGCCUAAGUCUGAAAACAGUGCAUAGUGUUGUGGGUUGCAAGUUCCUCCCUGGAGCACACUUCUGCUGGCAUCCACUAGCUUCUCUUUUCUAUCAGUAAAUUCAUCUCUGUGAGACUGAACAUUCCAGCCAGAAUUCUUAGCACCCAGAAUAUUGUUGCAGUAAUAGCAACAUACGUGUUUUGGGCCUGUGCUGCAAUUGCUUAAUAUUCUGGGUGAAGAUCUUCACCCCGAGGUAGUAGGGCCGAUGGUGAUAUAUGCUGUUUGGAAACAAAAGCCAGACUAGUCUUCAGGCAUGACCACUGUGGAAGGAACCCUACUUUUUUUUCUUGACAUUCGUUGUAUCACAGUAGCAGGCAGAAUUAAAAAUGAUAAGACAGGCUUGAAAGAGCGUAUGGUUGUUAGGGAAUUGUGCAGUGAAUCUUUCCAGUCACUGUUAAAAAAUUAUUCUGAAAUGUCCCAAGUCAUUGUAGUAAUAAAGUAGCCAACCUGAGGUUGGAAAUAAGGUUGAGAAAGGUAAUUAAGGGACUAACUGAGUUUGGCAGAAGAAGAGCCAGACGAGUGGAAUUGUACUGGAGGCUCUAAAUAAAUGGGAGUUGGGGGAUGGUUUUCUCUUUGAGCUGCCUAUUCUGGUAGGAGGCCUUGGCUUCAGCGCAUCUCUGUAUUUUCACGUCAGAUGACCAAAUACUAUGCUUGUGCAAUCUUGAUUAUGUCGUCUUUGCAUUGACAGCUGCAUGUUCCUUUUUGUUGCUAGCAGCUUUUCAGGCUGCUGAGUCUUGCUUUUUGUCUCUGGGACAAUUUAUUUCUACCUCAGAGAGAUGAACAAAGCUGAUCUCAACCCCUUUAGCACAAAUGAAUUAUGACACCUCGUUUGUAUGCUUGGUACUAGCCCAACCUGUUUCCUUAAAAAAUCAGCAAUAACCGAGUGGAAAAGUUAGCUGUGCUAGCUUUCAAUUAAUGGCUGAGGAGACUGCCCCAAAGGAAUUCCAUGGUGCCCUCUUGGCAUCCUCGCACUUCUUUUACCAGUUGAAAUCCUUUGGGAGACACACACACACACACCCCGAUGUGCCGUGUGUGGUUUUGCGUCUGGAUUUUGGACGUUGGAACUCUUCUCUGCCCCUUUUUGCCCUGUCUCUGCACUCCUGACAUCCGUAGCAUUUUUCAUUUAAGCUAAGUAGAGCACAUGUAAAUGUACAUAAUGUGGUCUAUAAAUAGUAUUUAUUCCUUUUUUUAUAUCAAUCUAAUGUACUAUUCUUAUGAUUUUGUGCUUUUGUAGAUGAUUAGGAAACUUUGUAUGUCGAGGUCUAAUGAACCUUCUUUCUUCCCGUCUUUUUGCUUUGCACCGGCUGCCAAUGGCCUCUAACAAGGGUUCUUUGUAUGCAGCCGGUUCUUGCCCAGCACUUACAGACUGUCAGAAAGACAGUCGAGCAACUUCCUCUCACUUCACUCUCAAAGGGCUUUGUGGCAAGUUGCGCUUUACUAUGAAUUCCAUGUUUGCUUCUAUCCACUACCAGAUAUCCAAGCAAAUAAUAUGAAAAUGGAUAUAUUUUAAGAAAGUCAGUUUUUGAGAUGGGAAGUGGAGCUAGUGGAUGGCUAAAGAUCUCCAUGUCAAUUUCUUGGCGUUGUCUUGAAACAAAACCAAACAGAAGGAACAAGAGCUGGAAUUCUCAGAUGUCCUGCUGACUUGCACUGAGCUCUUCCUUGUUGGAGACUUUCCUGCAUCAGUCUAGCAGGUGGCUUGCAUCUAGGAGUCCCUGCUGAAAACCCUUCAGAGGCUGGGCUCCCACAGCGUGCAGUUUGAGUCCCCUUGAUUUGAAAGGUCUCUUGCCAGAGGUCUUUGAGCUUCUCUGUUUGUUAAUGAGUUGCAUAAAAUUGCCUCUCAAAUUCAACUCCAUGUUGUCAUCUUAGAGUUCAAAGUAACCUUUGAUUUGGAAGGUAUUUGAUAGGGUAAAUUUAGUAUACUAUGUGGUGUUUUAUUUUGUUUUUAUCGUGCCUUUCGUGAGUUACUGGGCACAGUUUACUACAGACCUCUCCUGGCUAGGAGCACUCCCGCUCUGAAUAAAUGGAAGCUGCAGAUACAUCCAUAGUGAAUUUGAGAAAAUAAAUUUUGGAGGGGUGUAACCAUCCUCUUCUUCAGUAAAGUACUUUGGAGUUUUAUUUUGUUGUCCUUCUUGCGAACCAGUAAUUGAGCUUUGCACUUUCUGGAUGUGGUCCUUUCAAAAUGUGGGUGGUACAGAAAAUAAUUAUAACUCCAUGAAGGAUGCACUAAUUUCAAAAGCUAGAUUAAAGCUAUCUGUGAUGUUUCAAAAACAUCUAAAUGAAUAAAUGAGUUGUCCUAGAGGCUUUUAGGACCCCUCCCAGUGUCUUGGUGAGGACUGGUCUUGACUGCUCCACGCAUCAGUGCCCCUUUGGUCCAUUCCUGAGACAGCUGGCCCAUUGCAUGCAGGCCCCAUAACGUCUGAACCUGCCCACGCACUCGGGAGGGCUGUGUAGUACUGUGCCAUGUUUUUCAGUAGCAGUGUAGCUGUGGGUGAACCACCACACCAGUUGCCCUGUCAAGUGAGAUGAGCUGGAGUUUUUUAUGCUGCAGGGCACUGGGGAACGGUCGUGCAAGCAGCAGGGACUCUGCUGUCCUGUUAACGUGUAAACUGGGCCCUCAAAAUGCGACAUUCUGGUGUGGCCAGCUUUUCUGCCGUAUUCACUGAUCCACCAGCAUUAUUAUGUAAUAAGCUACAGAAAAUUAAUUUUGUAGAUCAUUAACGGGGAGCUGUGUUUCUGUAUCUGUGUUUACAGCUGGAAGUUUGUGUGCGUGUGCGCGUUUAAAAGAUCACACUAAAUACUGCGGCACUGAGCAACUUUUUUGCAGAUAGUAAAUCCAGGGGACACUUGGUUGGAAAUUGAGAAUUUGUGCUCUUUAUCAGAAAUAAACAUGGCUGUCAGGGUGACAAUCUGAAAUAUCCCAAAAGUAUUGUCUUUACCUGGUAAAUCUUUUCCUGAGUGUUGAACACCCAGAAAUUUUAUUACUGUGUAUUUUUUUAAUAAAGCAGAGCUUUCAAGGUGCUGAUAGACACAUCUUGUGAACUUUUUUCAAGGGUUUGUGUGAAUACCCGUUUUUUGAUUCAAAUUCCAAGCACUUAUUUGAAAUGUGUAAUUAGGUGCCACAAACAUGUUCACCUUGCCAGGUUGCAGAGCUCUGGGCAUUAGCAGGGUGUGCACUGCCAGCUGCCAUUUUAGCACUUUGUUCCCGCAAUGGGCCCUUCUCUCUUUCCGGGGACCCAGCCUCUCUCUUGCUUCUCUUUAGAACUGAAUUUCUGCAAUGAAGUUUACAAACACAGCCCGGAGGAAAGAGUCCUCUGUGUUCUCUGGGAGGGAUGAAGUCGGGGUGGUGGGGGGGUAUUUUUUACGUGCUCACUGCCUAAUUAAAUGUUGGCAUCCGAUGUACAGCAAUAUAAUGGGACUCACAGAGUCCUUUUGCCCCCCUGGUCACAAAUUCAGGUUUUGACACUUAACUGUAUUGGGACAAAUAUGGCUUUUACAUAUCCAGUUAUGCAUUUGUUCCCCAGUUACAAAUAGUAAGUUGCAUCCUUGGAUUUUUUUCCCCCUUCCUGUUAACACAAGUGGCUUUUUUUCCUGUUAUAAUUACCUGAACUUCAUUGUACAACUAUGAAUCAAUGAUGCUUUUGUUUGAAAGAAUAGCUAUCCCAAAUUAUUCAGCAGAGGAAAUUUCUUUUUAUGCUACAAAGUGUAUGUAUCGAGAUUAUUUUAGCAAACUUCUUUAUUUUAACUGCAUUGCCUGGUUGAAGGACACUUAAAAAUCUGUUUCUCCCUGGCUGCCAUCUGCUCGCUGUUUGUUGAAACUAGCUCUUCCCUCCUCACGUACCCCCACAUUUGACUUGCUUUAGUUUUGUGCUGUUCUUUUUUAUUUACCUAUGAACCUGCAUCAAGUAGGCACUCUGAACAACACUUGCAAUUCUGAACUUUUGAAUUUGGUUUUGGAGUCUUCCAAAUUAUAACACAGCCUAAGCAGGGAGCAGCAAAGGGGGAAGGGGGGGGGUGAGGACUCGGUUUCCAAAUGUAAAUACCACAUCAUUGCAAAUCCUGUGUCAAGGCCAUAUAAUGGUGCUUUUUAUUACAGUUAGCACAUGCAUUUUUAGAAAUUACAUGUUUUAGACAAACUUGCUGUGUAUAUGUAUACUUCUGUAUUGUUCAUCUGUUAGAAAAUAAAUUAUUUCGUUAUUAAAAUUGUUCCAGCAUUGAA